UAAUAAGAAGUUUUUUUUAGUGUGCAGAGGGAAACGGCGGGAGUUUCUGUCGGUCAUAAAAGAAACACUAGUCAAAUGGAUGUCGAAAGAAAUGACCAUGUUAGAACAGAAAUGGAUGUGGACAUAACCUCAAAGAAACACAACAUCGUGUCCAAAGGAUUGGCUGAUGCGUAUGAAUUGCCGUGGGUAGAGAAAUACCGGCCCCUAAAAUUGGAAGAGAUUGUGGGGAAUGAAGAAACUAUUAACAGACUAGAGGUUUUUGCCAGACAAGGCAAUGUUCCAAACAUUAUUAUUGCCGGACCUCCUGGUACUGGAAAAACAACCAGCAUUUUGUGCUUGGCCAGAUCACUGUUGGGCUCUGCUAUGAAGGAUGCUGUGCUUGAGCUGAAUGCAUCAAAUGAUCGAGGUAUUGAUGUGGUGAGAAACAAGAUCAAGAUGUUUGCUCAGCAGAAGGUAACUCUACCCAAAGGACGUCACAAGAUUAUAAUCCUGGAUGAAGCAGACAGCAUGACUGAUGGAGCUCAGCAAGCACUGAGGCGCACCAUGGAGAUCUAUUCCAAAACUACACGCUUCGCUCUUGCCUGCAAUGCAUCAGACAAGAUUAUAGAGCCCAUUCAGUCACGUUGUGCAGUGCUUCGCUACACAAAGCUACGGGAUGACCAGAUCAUGAUGCGUUUGAUGGAGGUGGUGGAGAAGGAAAGACUUACUGUCACCAAUGAUGGUCUGGAGGCAAUCAUCUUUACAGCACAAGGAGAUAUGAGACAGGCACUUAACAAUAUCCAGUCAACAAAUUCAGGAUUUGGUUUUAUCAACAGUGAAAAUGUUUUCAAGGUCUGUGAUGAACCUCACCCUCUACUUGUUAAAAGUAUGCUGGAGCAUUGUGUUAAUGCAAACAUUGAUGACGCUUAUAAGAUCAUAGAACAGCUUUGGUCUCUUGGUUACUCUCCAGAAGACAUUAUCGGAAAUGUCUUCAGAGUGUGUAAGACCUUUCCAAUGCCAGAGUAUCUGAAACUGGAAUUUAUAAAGGAAAUUGGUUACACACACAUGAAGGUGGCAGAGGGAGUAAAUUCUCUGCUGCAGAUGGCUGGACUAUUGGGAAGACUCUGUUGUAAAACAACUGUGCCAUAAUCUGGUUUAAGUGCAUCUCACUGUUCCCCAUACUGUUAUACACUGUACGUAGAUCCACAGGUAAAGAGUUGUGACAGAAAUGUGUAAAUAAUUUGUCUUCAAAUCUA
Messenger RNA from Alosa sapidissima (American shad), 1235 nucleotides. RefSeq names its product replication factor C (activator 1) 2 (gene rfc2). The record is from RefSeq and is a predicted model, not a curated record. Gene Ontology annotation, molecular function: ATP hydrolysis activity; DNA clamp loader activity; ATP binding. Gene Ontology annotation, cellular component: nucleus; DNA replication factor C complex. The transcript has 11 exons. Gene Ontology annotation, biological process: DNA-templated DNA replication; DNA repair. The coding region runs from base 76 to 1128 and encodes 350 amino acids. Lineage: Eukaryota; Metazoa; Chordata; Actinopteri; Clupeiformes; Clupeidae.